AUGAUUUACACUUCUAUGGCUAGAGUAAUAAAAUAAAAAUUAUCUAUGGAUCGACCUUGUCCAUCGAUCUAAACACCAAGUAGCUCAACUGAUUUUAGUGGUGAUAUAACCUCACAUAAUUCCAUCAUAUUUUCUCGAUUUUAUCCAAAUAGCAUUACAUAUUGAAUAAUUAAUAAAAAUGAGCGUACCUUUACCUCCCGGAACUGGAAUCGAGAAUAUUGAUGGUGACCAAAUUAAAACAUUUAAAGAAUUUCUCAUAUCUUACAAUAAACUAACCGAGCUGUGUUUUACUGAUUGUAUUGUAGACUUUUCAUCAAGAACCAUAAAAGGCAAAGAAGAAAAAUGCGCACUAAACUGUAUGGAGAAAUUUCUGAAAGUAAACCAAAGAAUAUCACAGCGUUUUCAAGAAUUCCAAGUUUUAGCUAACGAAAGCGCCAUAGCGGCCGCUCAAAAAAUGGAAAAAAGUGCAGGAUAAAUAAAUGUCAAUAUUGUAAAGAAUUUUAUUUAUGUAGUUAUUAAAUAACAAGUUUUUUGUUUGUUUUUUUUAAAUAAA
Diorhabda carinulata is the source of this 553-nucleotide messenger RNA. It is a transcript of the gene Tim9a, whose product is annotated as mitochondrial import inner membrane translocase subunit Tim9. NCBI's taxonomy places the organism in Eukaryota, Metazoa, Arthropoda, Insecta, Coleoptera, Chrysomelidae. The transcript has 3 exons. The coding region runs from base 179 to 475 and encodes 98 amino acids. The record is from RefSeq and is a predicted model, not a curated record.